AUGGAGACCGCUACCUCAGAUGAACUUUUCUCCAUCCUGAUAAUAAAUCCCAAUACCUCCACUCACAUGACUGAUUCGCUCAAAUCCCUGAUCCAAAACCUCAAUUAUUUAAAUACCCAUAUCGAUUAUUUUACUGCACCGAAAAAGUCAUCAGUUGGGCCAGACGGGGAGGAAAUAGAGGGAAUCCCCAGCAUUAAUUGCAAUUCUGAUGCAUUUCUUUCUGCGCUCCACUGCUUACCCCAUUUGAAACCUCUGGUACCCAAAUACGACGCAUUUCUGGUCGCUUGUUACUCAGCCCAUCCGCUUGUGGGUAUGCUGAAUAAAGAGGUUGGCAUCGAUCCAAUGGUUCGAGGUGGUGAAGGUCAAUGUCAAUCCAGAAAGAAAUAUGUAACGGGUAUAUUCGAAGCGAGCGUAUCGAAGAGUAUCUCCAUACUACGCUCCUCCGUGUACUCUUCUGUUCCAAAUGUUGGAAAAGCCAUUGGGGGAGCUGGUAGUAAUUCAUCAUUUGGAAUUAUUUCUACGGGAGAGGUAUGGAAGGAUAUAUUUAGAUGCGCUGUACAGGAUUUACUGCGCCAGCUGUCAGGUAUCGGAGUUCAUGAUGAUGUGAACUUGGAGCCAUUAUUCGCUGGCGUCGAGACGACAGGAUUGAGUGCGGUUGAGUUGCACACAACACCUGCAGAAGAGGUCGAGAGACGAAUGGUGGAAGCAACAGAGCGAUUAAUCAAGAGCACAGAUAGAUCAAUAGUGGCCAUAUGUCUUGGAUGUGCUGGAAUGGCGGGUAUGGACAAAUCUGUCCGUCAAGGCUGUCAAAGGGCACUUGGACGGGAGGAGGGAGACAAGGUUAUCAUUGUCGAUGGAGUUAUUGCUGGAGUUGAGCUGUUGAUUGCCGCAUUAAAUGAGACUGUUAUUGGUUAG
Paracoccidioides lutzii Pb01 is the source of this 915-nucleotide messenger RNA. RefSeq lists its product as hypothetical. Bases 1 to 915 code for a protein of 304 amino acids. The transcript has a single exon. The record is from RefSeq and is a predicted model, not a curated record.